AUGGCCGUCCUUGACCAGGACAAUUUCUCCAACAUUUCAUGGCACAGCGAGCAGAACCAAGAUGCCGCAGGGCCGAGUACAUCUACGUCUCAUGACCGUAACCACGAUCCCGAGUAUGCCAAGAGCAGGUCGGAUGUAGACAGGUCGGGCGACGAGGGACCCGACCAUGGCCACACCGGCGGGGAGAUCCUUGAGUGCGUCGUGUCGGAAGCACACAAGGAAAAUGACGGCACCAAGGACGCAUAUGUUUCAUACUUAAUCACAACAAACACGACCUUCCCUACCUUCCAGCGGUCGACAGCCUCCGUCCGCCGCCGCUUCACAGAUUUCGUGUUUCUCUACAAGGUCCUCAUUCGCGACUAUCAGGGAUGCGCGGUCCCACCGCUGCCGGACAAGCAGCGGAUGGAGUAUGUGCGAGGUGACCGGUUCGGGCCAGACUUCACCUCGCGCCGCGCCUACUCCUUGCAACGCUUCCUCACCCGGCUCGCCCUGCAUCCCAUCCUCCGCCGCGCAAGCAUACUUCACACCUUCCUCGAGAGCCCCGACUGGAACGCGACUAUGCGCAGCCAAAAAGAGCGGCUCGGCCCCGCCGGUGCUGGCGGAGACGGCUUCGGCCAAGUCAGUCAAGCCCCUGCCGGCGGCAGUGGUGGCGUUUUCGACUCCAUCGCAGACAGUUUCAUGAAUGCCUUCACCAAGGUCCACAAACCAGACCGGCGCUUCAUCGAAGUCAAAGAGCGAUCCGACAAGCUCGACGAGGAUCUCAACCACGUCGAGAAGGUCGUCUCCCGCGUGGCGCGCCGCGAAGCCGACCUGGAAACGGACCUGCGCGACUUGGCCGAGCAGUUCCAAAAGCUCAUCACGCUUGAGCCGGGCGUCGAGUCCGCCGUGCACGCCUUCGCUGCAUCCGUCGAAGACACCGCGGCGGGACUCAAACAGCUCCGCGACCACACUGACCAGGACUACCUCGGCUCGCUCCGCGACAUGACCGCAUACUCGGCCGCUCUCAAGAACCUGCUAAAGGCGCGCGAGCAGAAGCAGCUCGACUACGAGCAGCUGACCGAAUACCUCAACAGGGCCACCGCCGACCGCGACAUGCUCGCCUCGGGCCACGGCCACUCCACGGGGUCGUUUGGGUCGGGCGCCCUCAGCGGUGCGGGCGGGUUCAUCCGCUCCAAGAUCGAGGACGUGCGCGGCGUCGACCAUGAGCAGGCGCGCCGCGACAGGCAGCGCAAGCUGGAGCUGCGGAUCGACGAGCUGACCGGCGCGGUCGAGACCGCGCGCGCCGAGGCGGAGAACUUCGCGGACCAGGUCGUGCGGGAGGUCGAGAGCUUCGAGUGGAUCAAGCGGGUUGAGUUCAAGCGCCAGUUUGGCGGGCUCGUCAAUGCGCAUAUUGACUUCUACGGCGGCGUGAUCGACGUGUGGGAGCGGUACGUGAAGGAGAUGGAGAAGGAGGGCGUCGUGGGCCCGGCUUAG
Molecule: messenger RNA, 1473 nt
Organism: Chaetomium strumarium
Lineage: Eukaryota; Fungi; Ascomycota; Sordariomycetes; Sordariales; Chaetomiaceae
Exons: 2
Coding region: 1-1473 (490 amino acids)
Biological process (GO): endocytic recycling; piecemeal microautophagy of the nucleus; reticulophagy
Cellular component (GO): phagophore assembly site; cytoplasm; early endosome
Molecular function (GO): phosphatidylinositol binding; protein binding
Source: RefSeq, a predicted model, not a curated record